This is a messenger RNA of Tigriopus californicus, 1286 nucleotides long. RefSeq names its product protein lin-28 homolog (gene lin-28). The coding region runs from base 620 to 1174 and encodes 184 amino acids. Gene Ontology annotation, molecular function: nucleic acid binding; zinc ion binding. The transcript is spliced from 3 exons. Lineage: Eukaryota; Metazoa; Arthropoda; Copepoda; Harpacticoida; Harpacticidae. The record is from RefSeq and is a predicted model, not a curated record.
AACUCCAACUUCAAUGUUUGGUCAUUAAGCAUGUGAGCAUCUUACUUCAACGAGGCUCGGAGUCCCAUAAUUUCAUCAAAACAAAAGUCAUACUUGGAUUGGGUUACCCCUCAAACUGAUGCUUGCAACUUGCCGCAAAUCUACAACUGCAACUCAGCACAUUAGCAGGAAUGAUUCCUCCUUCACCCCCGCCAUGCUUGCUCUACUCUACUAUAGACUGUGCUAUAGCUCGCUGUACCAUACUGCACUAUACUACAGUAUACUGUACAUGGUAUAGUGGAUCUCGACUGAACGGACGGACGCAAGGGGAUUCAGCGCCUCUACAUCCGAAAAACCAUCUCGUUUGGAGUUCGAUUCAUUCUAUCCGCCACCCAGUCGUCAUUUCUAGUUUUGGGUGCAAUAUGGGCUCGGGUUCGGCAUCUCAUUCCCAUUCCCCCGAAUCUUGUGCGUGAGACCUGGAAACCUCCUGAUAUGUAAGAUCAUCAAGAUCGGAGACCGUCAUCUAGUCCAAUGAAUUCUUUAUGUGCAAUGAAUCCAUCACCAAGUGCAAUCCCAAGGUGGCAUCAUCAUCAUCAUCAUUACUGUUAUUGCUAUUAACCCAUCUUCGUCACCAACCGAAAUGAGUGCCGACCAAUCAGACUCGGAAAAUCCAACGGCAGCUACUUCGGAAGAAAGUGAGCGGUUAUCAAAUUGGGCUCGAUCCUCGGGUUUGUUUUCUUUAAUCGGCGGUUGUGUGCUUUCUUUAGAAUGGUUGCCAGGCAAGUGUAAAUGGUUCAACGUAGCCAAAGGCUGGGGAUUCGUCGUGUCCGAGGAUGGCGAGCAUGAGGUGUUUGUCCAUCAGUCAGCCCUUCAGAUGACGGGCUUUCGGUCUUUGGGUGACGAGGAGGAGAUUGAAUACCAGGCCACACAAUCCGACAAAGGCCUGGAGGCCACGGCUGUGCGGGCUAAGGGCGGGGGAGAUUGCCAAGGAUCCCAUCGGAGACCCGGAGCCAAGAAGAAGUUGCGCAAAGUCAGAUGUUUCAAUUGUGGCGAUUUCGCCAGUCAUAUCGCAUCCAAAUGUCCCAAAGAGCCCAUGCCCAAAUGUUGUCACCAUUGCAAAUCCACUGCUCAUCUCAUCGAGGAUUGUCCAACUUUACCGGAUGACAAGAAGAAAAAGAAGGGCCCUUCGUCCUGAUCAAAUCAUUAUCCAUUAAUUGUUAUAUACCCUCGAACCUGCCUCGGUCUCAUAUCAACUACCUCCAUGUGCAAUCCAUCCAAAGUAUGUAACUGCAAUAAAUGUAUAUUUC